AUGAGUGGUCAGCCAAUUGUUCUUGAUCAGGGUACUGGUUUUGUUAAGAUUGGUAGAGCAGGUACCAAUUUCCCAGAUCAUACAUUCCCAUCACUUGUUGGUAGACCGAUUUUGAGAGCUGAAGAAAGAAAUCUUUUGGUUCCAGACAAUGUUGAAAUUAAGGAUAUUAUGUGUGGUUCAGAAGCAAGUGAGGUAAGAUCUUUAUUGCAAAUAACUUAUCCUAUGGAAAAUGGUAUAAUCAAGAAUUGGGAAGAUAUGGAACAUUUAUGGGAUUAUGCCUUUUAUGAACGAAUGAAAAUACCAACCCAAGGGGAAAAAAUCUUAUUAACAGAACCUCCAAUGAACCCUUUAAAAAACAGAGAAACUAUGUGUGAUGUGAUGUUUGAAAAAUACCAAUUUGGUGGAGUUUAUGUUGCCAUUCAAGCCGUUUUAGCAUUAUACGCUCAAGGGUUAAGUUCUGGGGUUGUUGUUGAUUCUGGAGAUGGGGUUACUCAUAUUGUUCCAGUUUAUGAAUCCGUUGUUUUAAAUCAUUUAACCAGAAGAUUGGAUGUCGCUGGUAGAGAUGUUACUAGAAAUUUAAUAAAUCUUUUAUUACGUCGUGGUUAUGCAUUCAAUAGAACCGCUGAUUUUGAAACUGUUCGUCAAAUUAAAGAAAAACUAUGUUAUGUUUCCUAUGAUUUAGAUUUAGAUACAAAACUAGCCCAAGAAACCACUACCUUGGUUGAAUCCUAUGAAUUGCCUGAUGGUAGAAUUAUCAAAGUUGGCUCCGAAAGAUUUGAAGCUCCUGAAUGUUUAUUCCAACCAAACUUAGUUGAUGUUGAACAACCUGGGGUCGGUGAAACUUUAUUUAAUACUAUCCAAUCCGCAGAUGUUGAUGUUAGAACUUCCUUGUUCAAAGCAAUUGUUUUAUCGGGUGGUUCUUCAAUGUAUCCUGGUUUACCUUCCCGUUUGGAAAAAGAAUUAAAACAAUUAUGGUUAACUAAAGUCUUACGUGGCGAUGCAUCUAGAUUAGAUAAAUUUAAAGUUAGAAUUGAAGAUCCCCCAAGAAGAAGACAUAUGGUUUUCAUUGGUGGGGCAGUCUUGGCUAAUAUUAUGUCCGAUAAAGAACAUAUGUGGAUUACCAAACAAGAAUGGGAAGAGCAAGGUGCUCGUGUUUUAGAAAAAUUAGGCCCUCGUUAA
Hyphopichia burtonii NRRL Y-1933 is the source of this 1179-nucleotide messenger RNA. It is a transcript of the gene ARP2, whose product is annotated as actin-related protein 2. The transcript has 2 exons. Gene Ontology annotation, biological process: Arp2/3 complex-mediated actin nucleation. Gene Ontology annotation, cellular component: actin cortical patch; Arp2/3 protein complex. The record is from RefSeq and is a predicted model, not a curated record. The coding region runs from base 1 to 1179 and encodes 392 amino acids. Gene Ontology annotation, molecular function: actin filament binding. Lineage: Eukaryota; Fungi; Ascomycota; Pichiomycetes; Serinales; Debaryomycetaceae.